AUGGGUGGACCACUACCUUUGGCAGGCAUGGAUGGAGGCAGGGAUGGAGGCCGGGGAGAGGGGGAUAGAGGUCAAGGAGGUGGCGAUAGAGGAAAAAUGGGUGGUAGAGAUGGAGGAAGACUAGCUGGGAGAUUUAGGGUUUGGGGUGGAGGUAGGGAGAGAAACAGCAGAGGCCAAAGAGGUAUUAAUUUUGGGCAAGUUUUUCCUAAUCCUUGUGUAUUGGCUUCUCAUGGGGGAGGUGACGAGGAGGAUUAUGAGGAUGAUGUGCCACUAAUUAGGCGCAAUGUCACUAGAGUCACAACACUACAGGCUCCAGUAAGUGGGGAUAGGGCUGAGGGACACGUGGGACAAGAGGAUGAGUUGAUGCAGGAUAUGCCAGAAGGGUAG
This is a messenger RNA of Cryptomeria japonica (Japanese cedar), 387 nucleotides long. RefSeq lists its product as uncharacterized. The transcript has a single exon. The record is from RefSeq and is a predicted model, not a curated record. Bases 1 to 387 code for a protein of 128 amino acids. NCBI's taxonomy places the organism in Eukaryota, Viridiplantae, Streptophyta, Pinopsida, Cupressales, Cupressaceae.